Linum trigynum is the source of this 3228-nucleotide messenger RNA. The record is from the annotation of a GenBank genome assembly. Lineage: Eukaryota; Viridiplantae; Streptophyta; Magnoliopsida; Malpighiales; Linaceae.
CCUAAAAUCCUGAAAAAAAGAUCAAAGUUUAUCUACAAAAUACUAUAAGGCAAUGUCAAAAUAGAGCCUUUGCCAUGUCAAUCCUUCAUGAUCAACCCGCACAGUGCGGAUGGGCUUUUCAGUCAUUCUUAAUUCCUCUCUUUCUCGCUAUCUCUCUAGCCCAACCAUCCCAGAAAAUCCGACCCCUCCUCUACCUCAUCGCCUCCCAAAAGCGCAGAAACGGCUGGCGUUGCCCCUGCCCUUCCCUUUCCCGUCGUCGCUCCCUGUUUCUCUCGCUGUCUCUCUCUAGGCCGAAUCGAUAGCCAGUUCCUUAAUUCUUUAACUCCCCUAAAAAACUGAACUCCGCCACCCGCCAACCACAGCUCCCGCCGUCCUUAGCGGUUAGCGUUGCCCUCGAAAGUGAUAUUUCAACCCUCGCCGGCGAGCAAAAAAAUUAAACUGCCCCCUGUCGUCGCUCUCGCUCAUACCCCUUCUCGCUAUUUGACCGUCUGUCUCCCAAGCCUCCCGGAAAGCCCACGCCUGACCGCCAUCCUUGCCACAAUGCACAAUCUGAUCCUGGAAUACCCCCAAGCGUUGUCCUCGACAGUGUUCACUUCAAUAUGCUCUCGGCCUAACAGAAGGUGUGUUUCGAAUGUUCAAACUUUCUUUCUUCUUCUAUACUAUUUCUCAUGGACUAUUUCUCAUGGAUUCCAUCUGGAAAUUUAGUCGCUCUCCUUUUGUAAUUUGAUUCGCAAGUUUGUAUCUUCGUUUCAAAGGGAGUUGCAGUCUAUAAAAAAUCUAUGGGUUGGAGGUCUGAUUGGGAAGAACAAAGAGGCUUGAGCUGCGAUCACUCUCUUUCCCCACCCUUUUUGUUCCAUCUCACUAUUCCAUGACUUAAUUGUCGUGCAAACCCCAGGCUCCGCCAGUUAAGUCCCCCCUGAGCGCCAUUGUCGACAAACCCAAAACCUCGCCACCACCCCCUUCUAAUUCCCGCGCCUCAGGCUUCCGGCAAGAUUCAUCACAAUGCGUCAAUAAGGUUAUUCCUAACUUCCUUCGAACGUUCUGAAAUUAAUGGUGUGUGACGAUCAUUGUUAUCGAGCUUAGGGAUUAGAUCAAUUGAAUUUGAUAUUUCUGAGAGUAGUGGUAGAUUGGAUACGUGGUGUGAUUGAUACAAGGCCAAAUGUGGGUGGCGAGUGCUGCAAAUUAUCUGUAACCUUUGUGGUGGGCUUUUGUGAUAAUAAUUAAUAUUCCAAGGCUUAUACCUGCUAUUUACUUAGAAAGAGUUCAUUAUUCUGUUUCUUAAAACCUUCCACUGCAAUUCCUCUGUCUUGCGCUUCAAAAUGCAAAGAAACAAAGGCUUACAAUAACUUCAAUUUCUCUAUCUGUUGUCCCGUUAAUCCUGCUUCAAUAUUCACUCACUAAAAGAUGAGAUUUCCAUUAUAUAUACUCGAAUUGAAUAGCAAAGUAGUUGAUCAUUAUGUUGUCAAAGUUGCUAAAAGAGUAGCUUGAUCAAAUUGCUGAAAUUGUUUUUGUUAUGAUUGCAUCAAGAUUUCUUUACUACUGUCACAUCUUUUAGCAAUUAGUUGUUGUAUUUAAGGAUAUGCUGGGUAUUACAUCUUAACUUAUAUGAUUUGUUAGUGGUUAUUACAUGAUAAUAGUUUUUCGGAUGAUUAUAAUUGUGCAUUACUUUACUGUGGUCAAACAAUCACAGUAAUGGACAACAAACUAAAGGCAGAGCUUCAAACUUUUGCAGUGAUACCUAGGUACCAUGAUUCAAGGUUGAUGCCACUGAUAAGGGAGAUAUUUGUACCAGUGUCAACAACUCACAAGAUGAACCAAACUUAGAGGAAAGCUACGACACUUAUCCAAGUUCUGGAGGUCUAAGAGAGAGUACCUUGAAGAAGCAGAAAAAGAAUCCAUGUUGUUGUCUCGGACAUUGCGUAGUACUGGAAUGAUUUGUUUGAUGGUAAGGUUGAGGUUAGGAACAUUGUAUUUGGUAGUUUGCUUCUCAUAUAUGGGAUGUUAGAUUGUUAGUGCGUGGUUUGCUUGGCAUGUUGGUAAAUAGGUUCAACUUUUGUAUUCUGCUUAUAAUAGGACUUUCAUGUUGUGCUAAUUCAAAAACAACUUAUUCCUGCAAUUUAUGUGGCUAAUCCAAAAGAAUGCACUUUCAGCUUGCUUUGGUUUGUUUAUCUAUGGAGUUUCAGGUUAUGUUUAUUCAAACAGUAGCUUACCAUGUCGUUUAUUCCAAAGAAAGAUGUUAUGCUUGAUGUUGUUUGCUUUUCAAUUAUAAGCAGUUUCAGUAUGUUUUUAUUCACGCAACAGCAACUUAUUGGUCUUAUUUAUCUUUCAGUAUGUUUUUAUUCCCCCAAGCCCCAGCUCAGUGCCUCCCGACAUCGGUCCUCGGAAUUCCCUCCCAAAUCCAACCGCCGAGGAAACAAUCCUUCUCUGUCUCGCUCUGUGCCUUCAAAAACCGACUCUGUUUUUGCUGAUUUGCUCUCAAAGGCCAAAGGUAUGGACCAUCCUAAACCUAUUCAUAUGUGUCCACAUUUUCCCCCAGUUUCUCAAGGAGGCUAAUCCAUAGCUGAAUAUUCUGUGUGAUUCAUCCCAUACUUCUAUAUCUGUUCCCUACAUGCACAUAAGCAAGAUUCAUUUGGGCAUCAAACCCAUCAAAAGCAAAAUAAGCAAUCCAAACACAACAAUAAUAGCGAAGAGUGGAAUUUAAAGCGGAGGAAGCAGGGGAAGCAGUGGAAGGAGGAAUUAGGGGGCCAUGCAAAAGGAGGAGUAGACACGUUGAUGGGGAAUGGUGGGUCCACUAGAAUGCUAAAUGGAGUUAUUAUUCUCCAAUUGUGAUACCAAAAUUCUUUAUGGCUUUUGCAGGAAACCUAGGUUGAAAUUUCAAACCCCAAUUAUCGGUUAAAGGAGACAAACUAUUGUAUUCCCUCUUCAAAGUGUCGACCUUUGCGGCUUUGCCCCCACUUGCCGCACAAGAGAGGCUGAUCAUCAUCUAAAAUUAUAUUUUCCUCUGCCGGCUCAAAGGCUCUCAUGGAAACGAAGAAGCAACAAAGGCCACCCAUGGCAUUUAGUCUCUCGGUUUGUUAGGUUUGUAUAUUUAUUGUAGCAAUACCUCAAGGGAUUAUAACACUGGCUGUAGGUCUCUCCUCCCCAGCAUGUACAAAUACAACAAGCAGGUGAAUUAAACGUGCAAAAUUGUGGAGGGAAAUUGUGAUCUAAUUAAAAUGGUUAUUUGUG